AAAAUGACGAAUACAAAUUUGGUGAACGUGGCUUAUGUCUUACUCACUGGAGUACGCUUCUUUGACAGCACGAAGGGAACUUCAGGUCCGUGCGCGCAGAGACAAAGGAAUGCUUCCUCCCUCCGUCCUCCGGCGUCCUUCCACCUACCGAUCUACCUCGGUACCCCGUUCGAAGGGGGUACAAGGAGCUACGAAGGACGACGCGAGGCAAGGCAAGGGAGACACGGUAGAAGAAGAAGGGUAUGGGAGGAGAAGAGGCACGCGGGAAGAAAGAAGAAUAAGAGGAGCGAACCAGAGGAGGAAUAGGCCAUUCCACUUAUACGCUGCUCGGAUUCAAUUAACUCUCCACCUUCUUCCCUCCUUCUUCAUCUCAUCGCACUGCCCGGCGUGCCUCUGCGCCCUGCCUUAUACAGGGUGUUCGUCUGCACGCGCACGUAUCACCGUGACCCUUGUCAAAAAUGUUCAUUGCACAACCUGGACACACCUUUGUCUCGUCCGAAGUGUUCCGGUGACAUCGUUGAUGAAACUUCGUGUCCUGAACUUGACGAGAAGAAUGCUGCGAAUGUUCGAUGAAGGGAUGCAGGAACUUUCUGGAAACUGGUUAACGACGUGGAAUGUUUCACGGAAGUAUGAGCAGAGCGAUCGGCACUCGACAAGAGCAAGGAUGAAGACUCAGGAUACGGUAGUUCGACGUCAACGGUCAGAGAAAUGGAUAUUCCCGCCAAUGAAUCGGUGUUGAAUUUCUGAACGUCGUUUAACUGGACGUUAUCCUUUCGCAUAAUCAAGCACGUGCAUGUCGUUGCCGAUACCGAUGCGCACGCUGACCGAUUAUCGUGCUAUAAAGCACGCAGUUCAGACGCCUAGUUUGACUUACGAUCGUAAUAAUAAUAAUGAGUUGCUUUAUUGCCACUAUAUAACAUCCAACCGUCACGACGACAAGUUGUCAAUUCUGCUGUCAUUGCAUGGCGAGUAACUAUGCAUGAGAUAAAGAGACAGUUAUUUGAAAUGUCCCAGCUACCUAUCACGAUACAGCCACACAUUAAACAAGUAAUUAAUAUAUUAAGAAUCAAACAGUUGCUGCCGUGUGAUCGAGUUCUAUGGAUGUGUUUCAUGUAUCUUAUCUUAAUUGUUUCAAUGAAAUGUGUUAAAGACGUUUUCUUUAAAUACAAUUUGUUCCUUAUCGUUAUUAGUUUCGUUUAUAUCUAUAUCUAUUCAUUCAUCAUUGUUAAGUAAUGUAAAAUUUAUCAAUUGUUUUGUUUUCUUUCGGCUUGUUUCACAUUCUUCCUUUCUGUAGAAUAAAGCGUGUAGAUUUGCUGGAAACUAGGAGUGGAGAUUCGCUUAAAAAAGCUAUAAAUGGCAUACAAAAAGGCUUAUGUAUUCAGUAAAAAUUAAAUUUUUUGUCGAUUCAUUCCUGAAAAGAACCCUGUGGGAAAAUUAUGCCGGGGGACAGACGAGCUUCGAUCAUUCGCGAUGAUCCAAAACCUCGUGGGCUUAAACAUCAUCCUCUCCUCGUGUGUUCGUUUGGCUUGAAAUCACUUGUCCCGUGCUUCGUGAAGAUUCACCCUAAGGGCCGAUUCACAAAGUCUCUGUAACAUCUUGUUAGAGCUUCCUCGUUCAAUCUUGUACAACGUAUAAACCAAAAUGUACUCCAAUCAACACAUUUAAAUAGCAUUUUACCUUACAAAGAAACCUGACACAAACGAAUCUGUAACUUGUUUCAAAUAAAUUAUUUUAUACAUAAACACGUGUUUCAACACGUUUGACAUAAUCUCGAUCCAUCGAUCGAAUUCGUUCUUGCAAGCAACGCGAUCGAGGCCCAGACUCCUUAUCGUAAUCACUUUUUUCUUCUUCGUUUUGCAGCGAAGAAUCACGUUACGCUCGAGCAACCCGGUGCAUUGACGCCGCUUUAUCGGAGAGGAAUAACGCAGUAGUCGGUCCUUGCUUAAUAAACAGAAGAAGUGAGCGCAUGCGAGGGUGCAGCUAUCGCUUGUUGCCACUAAUAUAUCAUAUGUACCCAUAAAUGUUCGCGCGGCUUGGAACACUGAAUAAUGCUAUAUCCAAUUUCCUUUACAGGGCAUUUGAGUUAAUGGAACGAUAAAUUCCCAGGACGAAUGCCUGAAAUUCUAUUACCUUCGGAUACCUUGUCAGUCUUCGACGCAACACUCCUCCGAAACCUGUACAUAUAUAUCCGUGUAAAAGUACUUGUAUGUGCAUUUAGAUUCUUUAGAGUGCAUUUAGGUUCUUAGUUCUUCGUUAAGCGGAUCAGAAGAUUUCGUAUAUACGUUACCAGGCCAAACCAGGUGUCUCUAUGAAAUCAUAAAUUCGACGAUUGUCGGCGGCAUCGGAGGCAGGAGUCUCUCUGUGGCGGUCUUGUCGCGCUUGUCGGGAGAUGAGAACGGUGCCUUAAGGCUCGCAACCUCUCCUCGAGACGAGAUCUCUCUCCUCUCUCUCUCUUUGGUUUCCCACGAGAACCACCGCCGCCGCCGCCUUCUGGAAUGUCGCUCUCCCCUUCUCCUUCUGUUCUGCUCCUCCACCGUCUCCUCCUCCUUCACCUCCUCCGAUACGACCGCCACCACCUCCUCCUCUUACGUUGCCCCAACGUUCCUCCUCGAGCCACCAUGUCCUCUCUCUCCUUCUAUCGUGUCGCUUACAACCCCGGCUCUUCCCAUUCUAUCUCUUUUACUUCUCUCCUCCUCCUCGUCUUUCCUUCCUUUCUCCCUUUUCGACUCUCCCUCGGUCUCUCCCUUGAUUCCCUCUCGAGAUUUAACGGGGUGCAUCGUGGUACACGCUAUAUCUGCCGAUGCGACUCGUGAUUAGGAGUGCAUAUGGGAAAAGAAGAACCUGCGAAGUUAAGGGGCCGUGUUUAAAAUAUUGGCGCGUUGAUCGUGGUCUAAGCAUUGUAGUCGUUCUCCUCCUCUGUUUCUUUUUUUCCGCCGCUGAUCCCUCACCAGGCAUGGGAAUUGCUAAAACAAACUAUCGUUGCAACACUCGGUUUAGUUUGAAAAUUUGGUUUAUUUCGUUUAUUCGCUAACACGGAGGAAUUAUUCUAAAUACGUAUACCGUUUGAAUUCUGUGUUUCUCCAUUAAAAAUGAAAAUUUGCGAUAUUAAAUAAAUAGUAAAAAUAAAUAAUAAUAAUUAAGAAAAUUGAUAAAAAGAAACAAUAGGAGGGAAAGCGUUGUAAUUGAACCGAUAAUUCCGAAAGUAUGACUCCAGUAAAUGUCAUGGUCGAUGUUAGAUUUCAUUUAUCCCUUCCAUUCCUCUCCACUUCGCCAAAUUUAUUGAUCCAUAAACAAGAAACUACGCGCGAAUCGCGGGAGAGUUAAACGUUGAGUAAGAUACGCACAAUGGUUUACGACCGUGAAUUCUUUAUAGCUCGCUGAUUAUAUAACUUUACGCGACAAAGACCUUUUGGUCCAUUGUGACAUUAUCUUGUUACUAUCAUUCAUCUAUAAACGUUCGUGCUUGCUUUGUUGCCGUGUAUUUAUUGCACUAGGUGCAACAUUAGGAUUCCCUGUAGCAGGUUUAUACCAUGUGAAUUCACUGACCAAGAGCUUCAAUUCUUAAAACCUUUCAUUCUCCUUUCAUCUCUCAAUGAAACAUACACACACAAGUAUAUAAGCAUAUAAGUUUAUGUGAUAAAAUCAAUAUGAGAGUUAAAUACUUACUGAUCAUAUUAAUUAGAUAUUAUAACUUAGAUAUAUAUAAUUAUAAAAGUAUAUUUAUAAAAGCAUCUCUAUUGCUUAAGCAUAAAAAUAUAUCUAUUAGUAAAGUACGUUAAGAUAAGUUCGCCAAAGCUUAAAAAAUGUAAACAACAAUUUUAUAUGUAUUUCUUACCUAUUUUUCAAAGCGAA
Bombus pyrosoma is the source of this 3852-nucleotide messenger RNA. RefSeq lists its product as uncharacterized. The transcript has 3 exons. The coding region runs from base 35 to 739 and encodes 234 amino acids. The record is from RefSeq and is a predicted model, not a curated record. Lineage: Eukaryota; Metazoa; Arthropoda; Insecta; Hymenoptera; Apidae.